CCUCUCUCUCUACGCAUGACCAUGCACUGAAAGAACUCCAUCACUGAGCUGAUUCAGGACUCGAAACGGCACCGAGUUGUGUUUGUCGCUUGCAGUCCGGCCGGAUGCCUCCACAGUCGUGAUUAUCUCUCGAUAAAAAAACGGAAUAUUCAACCCGCGUCUGCACAGAGUUGUUGCUUCUUAGAGCGCCCGCGUGCGAUGAACCUGGAGCGCAGUGACAGAGGGGAGCGGCCGCUACCUCGAGGCCCAGACAUGGAGGCUCGAACUGGGGGGAAGAUGGGCAAGAUGUCCGUGGGCUUCCAGAGGAGCUCCACGUCGGACGACGACUCCGGGUGUGCGUUGGAGGAGUACGCAUGGGUGCCACCGGGACUCAGACCCGAGCAGGUCCAGAUGUAUUUCUCCUGCCUGCCGGAGGACAAGGUGCCGUACGUCAACAGUCCGGGAGAGAAGCACAGGAUCCGACAGCUCCUUUACCAGCUGCCGCCACAUGACAACGAGGUGCGCUAUUGCCACUCUCUAAGCGAGGAGGAGAAGAGGGAGCUCCACAUGUUCAGCACCCAGAGAAAGAGGGAGGCGCUGGGGAGAGGAACACCCAAGAUCCUCCCGCGAGCUCUGCAGCACACCCGCUGCGAAAACUGUUGUGGAGGCAUCAACGGAGGGGAGAUGGCAAUCUUCGCCUCCAGAGCAGGACCAAGCCCCUGCUGGCACCCGGCAUGCUUUGUGUGCGCCACAUGUCAGGAACUGCUGGUGGAUCUGAUCUAUUUCUACCAAAAUGGCAAAAUCCUCUGUGGAAGACACCACGCUGAGCUUCUCAAACCACGAUGCUCUUCUUGUGAUGAGAUCAUCUUUGCAGAUGAGUGCACUGAAGCAGAAGGCCGUCACUGGCACAUGAAGCACUUUGCCUGUUUUGAGUGUGAGACGAUGCUGGGAGGGCAGCGGUACAUCAUGAAAGACGGACGGCCCUACUGCUGUGGCUGCUUUGAGUCACUGUAUGCAGAGUACUGCGAGGCCUGUGGCGAAAACAUUGGUGUUGAUCAUGCCCAGAUGACCUAUGAAGGUGUACACUGGCACGCCACUGACCAGUGCUUCUGUUGUGCCCAGUGUAAGACGUCUUUGCUGGGCUGUCCCUUUUUGCCCAAGCAAGGCCGCAUCUAUUGCUCAAAGGCCUGCAGCCAGGGGGAAGAUAUUCAUGCCUCAGAUUCGUCCGAUUCUGCGUUUCAGUCUGCCCGUUCACGUGAAUCGCGACGCAGUGUCCGCAUGGGGAAGAGCAGCAGGCCUGCUGAACAGUGGAGACAGUCUCAGCUGUUUAAUCCUCCUCCAACUGUCCCUUCGUUUGAGCACAAGUUUGGAGAUGGCGAGGGUGAUGGAGAUGCAGAUGGCGACAUUGAUAUUGUUGGGCGUAAGCUGGCCCGUCUUGGCCUGGAAGAGGAGAGGUUCUGGAGGGAGCGGGAGGAGCAGGACGGCGGGGGAGAGGAGGAUCCAGAGGAGUGGGCUCAGCAUGAGGACUAUAUGACUCAGCUCCUGCUUAAGUUUGGUGACCACGGGAUGCUAAACCAACUUCAGCAGCCAUCCCUAAAAUCUCCCAGUCCUACUAGUGACAGAAACAGGCUAAUAAGUGAUCCCUGGCUAAAGCCUGAUUCUACAUCUAUGGGGAUCUCUGCCUCCUCUCCCACCCCUGCCAGUCCCACCCAGAGUCAGACUUCCAGUCAGUCCCGAGCCAACAGCCUCAGCCCUGGAUUGAUGAGCAAGAAGCACCUGCCUGAAAUGUACUGGGCGCAGUCGCAGGAUGGACUGGGAGACUCAGCCUACGGGAGUCAUCCAGGUCCUGCCAGUGCCAGAAAGAUCCAAGAGCUGGAGCUGGACCAAGAUCAGGAGCAGUCUGUGGCAGGAAGACAAGCUUUCUGGACAGACACCAGGCAGUGGUAUGAAGACUCCCUAGAGUGUAUUGCUGAUGAGCUGAGGAAGGUUGAGAAGGGCGUUGGAGACUCUAUGGACUCCCUGGCACUUUCAAAUAUCACUGGUGCAUCAGUGGAUGGAGAUGGUCGGGAUAGACCUGUCGUCUACACUCUAGCCUUGCAGGAUCCCUCAGUGCCAGAUGACCCUGAAAAGAUGAGCAACAUGGGAACGUUUAAUUCAUCUCAUCUUCAUCAUAGUGCCAACUCUCUCAACGUCGACAAAGCAGAUGAGGAGGCAGAGGAGGAGGUAGCACUUGCAAUGAGGGGAGGCACCCCGGGGGGAAUCCUCGCACUGUCCCCACAUUCAGAAGGCCUCACUCCCUCCUUUGUUCAUGCCCCAGCUCUGAGGAGGAGCAAGUCCCAGUCCAGGCCUCCUCAGGUGGUCAAGUUCUCAGAGGACACUGUGGACAAUGGAUAUAAUGAUGGAUAUGAGGUCAAUAUUAGAAAACAUCCCAUGAGCGAGAAGCCGCAGAGGAGGGCAUACUGCCCAGAAGAGAUGGGAAGAGAAAGAACCCGCCCUACAAGCCACCAUGGUCGCAGCAGGCAGCACCACCACCGGCAAGGUCGGCACCACAGGAGCCGCAAAACCCGCUCGGAUAACGCCCUUCACAUGGUGCCUUUGGAGAAAGCACAGAGGCCAUAUGAGCCCCAACAGCAGGGCCUGGUAAACCCUCCAUGUGGUGCUAUGCUCCUUCAGCAUCCCCCACACAGGCUGCCACUGGCCUACUCCCACACCCGGUCGGACUAUAUGCUUCGGAGCUCAACCCGAAGUGACCCACGGGUUGAGCAAUUCAUGGGUAUCUACAGAGAUGAAGAUGAGUGGUGCUCUACUUGCUCUUCCUCAUCGUCGGACUCUGAGGAGGAGGGUUAUUUCCUGGGCCAGCCAAUCCCUCAGCCUCGACCUGCUGGGCGCUAUUAUGCAGAGGACUACCCAACAAGGGUCACAGCCCUGUCGCCACAGAGCCUUGGCCCACAGACUAGUCGCCGGAAGAGCCACCGUUCCAAAAACUGUAUUAUUUCUUAACAGCGUGGAGUGUACUUACAUUAUAAUCUGCACUACACUAAGCAAUACAGUCAAGAUUUUCUGAUUAUACUGCAUGAUAUUUUACAUCUGGGGUAAGGGAGGCAGCACUAACAGUUGAUGCAUGGCCAGACAUCAAGAUGCAUAUCAUAUUCCAGUACAAAAUCUACUGAAAGAAGAAAUCUUCAAUUUGAACUGCUAAGGUGGAAACGAGAACAUGAAGCUGUGCAACAUAUAGUCAGAAAAUCACUUAUUGUGUGUGUGCAAAGUCGGCUCAGAUUCUGGGUCUUACUGAAUUUUAGCACUAAUAAGAUGCAUGGACUGAUAAAGUUGGAAGCCUUUGUUUUGACAGUGCAGACCACAGUUAUGUACAGUUGGCAGUGGAGACAUUAAACUUGUUCUUUGAUUUCAGCUUUUGCCAUUACGUUUUUGUUUUUGUUUUUUAAAUGGUUUAUGUUCAGUUAAGUUUUGCAGCAGUAUCUUUGUGAGCAUUCAAACGACAAUGCUAUUGUACACAGAGGUUGGUAAUUAAAAGUAGAAAAUAGAAACUAACCAAAUAAUUAUUUAAUGCAUAAUAGUACAAAAUGAAAAUGUAUAUACUAAGUUAAGAUUUUAAUACUGGUAUUUUUAUAUCCACGGUUGAAAGAAUUGUUCCGUUUGAAGUGUAUGAUUAAAAAAAAAAUAGCAGUUGUAUUAGUGAGGUGACUUCUGUAAUAUUUUAUGAGAAACAACAAAGAAGGUGCAUUAACAGUAAAGUGCCAUGUUAUCCAGACACAUCUGCCACAAUAUAUAUUCCACAGUACUCAAUAUUGGUGUAAAAACUAUAAACCGACUGGCAGUCAAGCCCAGCUACCAUUGCUCUGACAUAACCAGCAAAAUGCUUUGUGAUGUAAAGAUGCUUGUAAUAAAUAUUUUUCUCCAAAGCUUCAAAAA
Messenger RNA from Stegastes partitus (bicolor damselfish), 3909 nucleotides. RefSeq names its product prickle-like protein 1. Gene Ontology annotation, molecular function: zinc ion binding. The transcript is spliced from 8 exons. NCBI's taxonomy places the organism in Eukaryota, Metazoa, Chordata, Actinopteri, Pomacentridae. Bases 199 to 2979 code for a protein of 926 amino acids. The record is from RefSeq and is a predicted model, not a curated record.